GUAAGCUAGCUUCUGAUUGGUGGACGCAGAACCAAGUCCUAUGGAUAAAUACGUGUCUGAGUCCUGAUCUAUCCUCACAUCGUCACAAUGGCCUUCCUGUGGACUGUUUCCUGCUUCGCUUUCAUCAGCGCCGCUUACGGCUGCGGCUCCCCAGCCAUCCAGCCCCAGGUGACUGGCUACGCCCGCAUCGUCAACGGUGAGGAGGCCGUCCCCCACUCCUGGCCCUGGCAGGUGUCUCUGCAGCAAUCCAAUGGAUUCCAUUUCUGCGGAGGUUCCCUGAUCAAUGAGAACUGGGUUGUCACCGCUGCUCACUGCAAUGUCAGGACCUACCACCGUGUGAUUGUUGGAGAGCAUGACAAGAGCAGUGCCAUUACCAGCGAGAAGGUCCAGAUCCUGAAGCCCUCUAAGGUCUUCACCCAUCCUGAAUGGAACUCCAGAACCAUCAACAACGACAUCUCCCUCAUCAAGCUGGCUUCCCCCGCUGUCUUGGGAACCACCGUCUCCCCUGUGUGUCUGGGUGAGAGCAGCGAUGUCUUCGCCCCUGGCAUGAAGUGUGUGACCAGCGGCUGGGGUCUGACCCGCUACAACGCCCCCGGCACCCCCAACAAGCUUCAGCAGGCCGCUCUUCCCCUGAUGUCCAACGAGCAGUGCAAGCGUAGCUGGGGCAGCAACAUGAUCUCUGAUGUCAUGAUCUGUGCCGGAGCUGCUGGCGCUACCUCCUGCAUGGGUGACUCCGGUGGCCCUCUGGUCUGCCAGAAGGGCAACGUGUGGACCCUGGUCGGUAUCGUCUCCUGGGGAAGCAGCCGCUGCUCUACCUCCACCCCCGCUGUCUACGCCCGUGUCACUGAGCUCCGAGGCUGGGUGGACCAGAUCCUGGCUGCCAACUAAGGAUUCACACGCCAACCUUCCAGUCCUUUCCAGACACCUCACUUUUCCUGGUGGGAUGGCAAAUUUUAAUAAAAUGUACUUGAAUGUACUUGAAAACAAUAACAA
Gadus macrocephalus (Pacific cod) is the source of this 993-nucleotide messenger RNA. Its product is annotated as chymotrypsin B-like. Bases 88 to 888 code for a protein of 266 amino acids. Gene Ontology annotation, biological process: proteolysis. The record is from RefSeq and is a predicted model, not a curated record. NCBI's taxonomy places the organism in Eukaryota, Metazoa, Chordata, Actinopteri, Gadiformes, Gadidae. The transcript has 7 exons. Gene Ontology annotation, molecular function: serine-type endopeptidase activity.